ACUAUUAAAUAAAUACUGGAGCCAAUUUUUAAAAAUUUAGUCGAUUACUAAUUUAAAAAAAAUCAAGUAUUUAAUAUUUUUCCGCUCCGGAUGAAUGAUCGCCGCACCGACUCUUAGCAAACUUUUUGUUACCAUUUUAAUGAAAGCAGAAGAGCAAAGGCAAAUCAAAGCUUAUCGGAUACAUUUGUUGUUGUGUUGUCUGAAAGCACAAGCACUUUCAUUUCAUUUCUCUCACUUUCACUUUGUCCGUCUGCAUAUUUUUUUCGCCCCCUUUUGAUUUCCCCGAGCCAAUGAAACCCCUCCGCGGCCGAAUUUUUUAGGAGAAAUUAAAGAAACGAAAAGGCUGCCCCGCGGCUCGAUCUCGGGACCUGAAAUGCGCUGUAUCCGGAUCUGCAAGUAAACUUUCAGGAUAGCGACUAAGAAGAUUUUCCAAUUACAAGAGUUGAAAGAUUUUUGUUUGCAGCAGAGGUGCAUGAUGUUUUAUAGUAGUCAUGAUUGGUUUCUCAUGGAGUUGCUUCUCCAGAAAAAUGAUCAGGACAGGCAAGAACAGCAAUGAUGGACUCCAAGGUACUUAUAUAUUGUUUCAGAGGUGUGGUGGAGUGAGAUUGUAUCUAAAGCUAGGCAGGAGAUGGAGGAAACAGGUGGAAAUUCAAUGCAACCAGAAGGAGAUACUUCACUCUACAGAUGGCUACCACCAAGCUUGGUGGACAAAAUGCAGUCUAUUGAUUUGUGCUCUCAAGAAGAAAUUUCCAGUGUUGGAGUUUCAGGGUGUAGUCAAGAAGAAGAUUUUUCACCUCAAACUGUAUCUCAGAUGCUGUGGGAAAAUGGACAACUAAAUUGCAGAAUUCCCAAUGGAUUUUACUCGGUUAUUCCAGAUAAAACAGUGAAGGCCCGGUUUAGUAGAAUUCCGAGUCUUGAAGAGCUGUGUUCAUUAGCUGCAGAAGGUUUCAAAGCUGAUGCAGUUAUUGUAGAUGCAGAGAAGGACAAACGACUUGCAAAGUUGAAGCAAUUUACUGUAGCAUCAGUGAAGGGUUUGAGUUCAAAUCCUGCCUCGAUGAUUAAAAAAAUUGCUGAUGUGGUUUGUGAGUUUUAUGGAGGACCUCUUUCUGAAGCAAGCCCUGUGAAGAUCUCACCUGAGGAGAUAUCGACUUUGGCAGACAGCCAUGGAUUUCAGCUCUUAGGUCAGAUUAAAAACGGGUUAUGCCGGCCACGGGCAAUUUUAUUCAAAGUUCUUGCAGAUGCUGUGGGACUUAAAAGUAAACUUCUGGUGGGUCUACAACUAUAUGAUAAGGCAAUUGCAUACAAGGAGAGUCCAAAACAUAUGUCUCUGUUGGUUGAAUUAAAUUCUGUGGACAUGCUAGUGGAUAUCAUGAGGUCUCCUGGUCAGUUAAUACCUUUCUCAGUGAGAGCUCUUAUUAUCUAUCAUAUCUCUGGAUCUGGAGAAAGUGAUUCGGCAGAGAAUGAUUCAUGUGACUCUCCUCUAGAGCCAAACAGUCCAAACUUUGGUUUUCCAGAUAAAUUGGAAGGUGAAAGCCCAGGGCAGGAGGAACACCAAAGUCUUCAAUGUUUUUACCCAAGGAAGGGGGAUAAUCUUUGUCCAUCAGCAGGGCCUUCUUUGCCAAACAUAAAACUAAGGCCAGCUAUUGAAGGAAAAUUAAGUCUAUCACGAAGUGAACCAGAUAUUGCAAAUGGUUUCUGGCGACGUAGCCGCAGGAAAGCCAUUGCUGAACAGCGCACUUCUAGUUCUAGUCCAGAGCAUCCUUUGUUGAGGACUCAUGGCCGUUCUAUGCUGAGUGGGCGCAGACAGUCAUUUGGAGAAGAUGGUGAUUCUGUGAGUGCGUCAAGUCCUGAUCAGUCCCCUCAGCAUAACAUUGCUAUAAGGAAGACUUUGGCAAUGCCUGGACAACGUUUAGUUUCCUCUCCCCUUACCGGUGGAAAUGAAAGGAGAAGAGUAGCUACCCAUGGCACUUGGGUUGGUGGAGAUUUUACUCGGUCUGAUCAUCAUUCACCAUCAGAAGCACGUCGAAUAAGAAAAAGAAGCAUCAGUGUCACACCAGAGAUAGGUGAUGAUAUUGUCAGAGCUGUUCGAGCAAUGAAAGAAGCAAUGAAGCAAGAACAACUUGUUAAAAGUGAAGAAGGGGCAAUUGGAGAUGAGAAAAGCCAAACUGUUUGGAAUAAUCAGUCUGAACAUGCACUGAACUUCGUUGCCAGUGAUGAAGGAAGCAGUUCUAGAGAAAGGACAGAAUCCAGUUAUUCAAAGGAUCCUGAAAAACACUCUCAUAGGGCUAUUUCAGUACCUUCAUCGCCACGAGAAUUUCAGAAGAAUCUUGUGUCUGUAAGAGGGAUGGAUCAUUCAAAAUCUGUUGACAUAAUUACUUCAUGGAAUCGAGUGUUAGAGUCUUCACCACUUACUUCCAAACCAUUAUUACCAUUCUUAGAAUGGAAUAUAGACUUUUCGGAGCUGAGAGUUGGUGUCCGUGUUGGUAUUGGUUCAUUUGGAGAAGUUUUUCGAGGCAUAUGGAAGGGAACAGAAGUUGCAAUCAAGAUUUUACUGGAGCAAGAUUUGACAGAGGAGAACAUGGAAGAUUUCUGCAAUGAAAUAUCACUUUUAAGCCGCUUGCGACAUCCAAAUGUGAUAUUGUUUCUUGGAGCCUGUACAAAGCCACCUCAUCUUUCAAUGGUAACAGAAUACAUGGAAAUGGGUUCUCUGUAUCACUUAAUACAUACAAGUGGUCAAGGAAAGAAGUUUAGCUGGCGAAGGAGAUUAAAGAUGCUCCGUGAUAUCUGCAGGGGCAUGAUGUGCAUACAGCGAAUGAACAUAGUGCACCGAGAUUUGAAAAGUGCAAAUUGCCUGGUUGACAAACACUUGACAGUCAAAAUCUGUGACUUUGGUCUUUCACGGAUAAUGACAAACCUUCCCAUAAGGGAUACAGUAGCUGCUGGAACUCCUGAGUGGAUGGCCCCAGAACUUCUGCGGAAUGAGCCAUUUACAUACAAGUGUGACAUAUUCAGUCUAGGGGUGAUAAUGUGGGAGUUGUGUACUUUAAAACGACCAUGGGAAGCUGUGCAGCCAAUGCAAGUAGUUUAUGCUGUUGCCCACGAGGGUGCACGGUUGGACAUACCUGAAGGCCCCAUUGGCAAGUUGAUAUCAGACUGCUGGGCUGAUGCAGAUGAUAGACCCAGUUAUGAGGAGAUUUUCACCCGUCUACAUGAGUGUGAAUUUUUGAUAAGUUGAAGUACAUUUGGAAUGGCCAAUGUACAUACUAAUUGAGGAUUGUAUAAAAAAAAACCUGAUAUUGAAGUCAUCACCUUUGGCAGGCCAGAUACCACACUCAAACUAUCAGAAGUUUUGUGAGAUGUAUUAUAAGAAAAGUAAAUUUUCUAGUCAUUUUACUUCGAGUAAGGAAUGCUAUAAAAGUUAAUGCACUGAUUCACAUUAAUUUUCUUGUUUUCUUGUUCUUCUCAUUAAUAGUUUUUAAGCUUCAUUGGCUUCCAACCCCUUGCAGCUUCAAAUGGUGGCGGUGUGUAAAGGGGAGAAUAAAUAUGCUUUUUUUGAAGCAUUGGUGUCAGUGAUGUGAGAUUGUAUCAAAUUACAGUUUUAAGGCACUGUAUCAUGCAAUAAAGGAAUGAGGAUCAACCUUUCAAUAUCCUAUUCUUACCUACUUAUUUGUAAAAAUGCAAUACCCGUUUAUAUGGAGAACUAAAUGUGUUGUAGAUA
This is a messenger RNA of Cryptomeria japonica (Japanese cedar), 3718 nucleotides long. Its product is annotated as serine/threonine-protein kinase EDR1. Gene Ontology annotation, biological process: protein phosphorylation. Gene Ontology annotation, molecular function: ATP binding; protein kinase activity. NCBI's taxonomy places the organism in Eukaryota, Viridiplantae, Streptophyta, Pinopsida, Cupressales, Cupressaceae. The transcript is spliced from 21 exons. The record is from RefSeq and is a predicted model, not a curated record. The coding region runs from base 629 to 3235 and encodes 868 amino acids.